Pteronotus mesoamericanus is the source of this 902-nucleotide messenger RNA. It is a transcript of the gene DUSP21, whose product is annotated as dual specificity phosphatase 21. Gene Ontology annotation, biological process: peptidyl-tyrosine dephosphorylation. The coding region runs from base 214 to 786 and encodes 190 amino acids. The transcript has 3 exons. The record is from RefSeq and is a predicted model, not a curated record. Gene Ontology annotation, molecular function: protein tyrosine phosphatase activity; MAP kinase tyrosine/serine/threonine phosphatase activity. NCBI's taxonomy places the organism in Eukaryota, Metazoa, Chordata, Mammalia, Chiroptera, Mormoopidae. Gene Ontology annotation, cellular component: cytoplasm.
GGCCGUAAAGCAGCAGAGGCUGCAGCGACCAGGGGUGGAAAGAGCCAUCCCUUGCAAGGACCAGAAAGCAAGACAGUGCCACAGCCUUUGGGGGAGUCCAGGACCAGCUGGUCGAAGACCCCCAUCAUAAGCUUUGCCACACUGCAGUUUCCUGCACACCAGUGGGAGUGGUGCCCUGAAACUGGCCCAAGGAUACAGCUGCCCUGCCACCUGAUGACAACACCAUCGAGUUCCUUCCCUACUGAGCCUGUCCCACAGCCCUCAGGGGUCCAUGGCCUCUCCCAGAUAACCCGAAGCCUGUAUAUAAGUAAUGCUGUGACAGCUAACAACAGACUCAUGUUGUCCAGCCACCACAUCACUACUGUCAUCAAUGUUUCAGAGGAGGUAGUCAACACGUAUUUUGAGGACAUCCAAUACCUAAAGGUACCGGUGGCCGACUCUCCCAGCGCACGUCUCUACGAUUUUUUUGACCCCAUAGCUGAUCAUAUCCACAGUGUGGAAAUGAAACAGGGCCGCACAUUGCUGCACUGCGCUGCUGGCGUGAGCCGCUCUGCCGCUGUCUGCAUGGCCUUCCUUAUGAAGUACCACACCAUGUCGCUGCUGGACGCCCAUGAAUGGACCAAGUUAUGCCGCCCCAUCAUCCGACCCAAUAACGGCUUUUGGGAUCAACUUAUUCAUUAUGAAUUCAAGCUAUUUACCAAAAACACCAUACGGAUGAUCAAUUCUCCAGUGGGUAUGAUCCCAGACAUCUACCAGAAGGAACUCCAUUUGAUGAUGCCAAUGUAAGUCAUCCUGGCUAGUCAGCCCCUCACAUCUGCUAUUGAUCCUAUACCAACAUCGAACAUGAUCUCUGAACUUGAAUCAGUAAAGAAAACCCAAUGCCUUUUAGAAGGGCAAGCAAA